AUGGAGAUCAAGCUUAGGAUGACGGUACCACCACCAAUGCGUAAUUACAUUGGAUCAUUGUGCUUAUUGCAUCUUAUGUCGUUGACUCAUUCACACCAAGUCAUUACCAAACAUUAUCCAAAAAUCUGUCUGUUCUUACUAAUGUUGUUGAUAAGAGUAGCUUUCCAACAAUACUACUGUGGUGUUGACAAUGUAGAGGAGCAUGACCAUGACAGGUAUACUCGGUAUAGGAGUCAAAAUUGUCCAUUCCCAAGGACCUCGAUAAUUCGAAAUUCCAUCUUUGAGGUUAAGAGAGAGCCCAACUUUACCAAUGAACUUAGACUUUAUCAUGCAGCAGAGAGUGAAAUAGUGGGCAUCAACACACGACUGUCACGUUACAAAGGUAAAGUAGCACUCCAUACAUGUGUCCUCACAGGUUUUGGGGUGCGUAACGGAGUCCUAUUCUUCGAGAUCCUCAACAUCUGGGGAAAUGAUUAG
Molecule: messenger RNA, 477 nt
Organism: Striga asiatica
Lineage: Eukaryota; Viridiplantae; Streptophyta; Magnoliopsida; Lamiales; Orobanchaceae
Source: the annotation of a GenBank genome assembly